Messenger RNA from Amphimedon queenslandica, 1876 nucleotides. Its product is annotated as tyrosine-protein kinase SRK2-like. Bases 45 to 1865 code for a protein of 606 amino acids. Lineage: Eukaryota; Metazoa; Porifera; Demospongiae; Haplosclerida; Niphatidae. The record is from RefSeq and is a predicted model, not a curated record. Gene Ontology annotation, molecular function: protein binding; protein kinase activity; ATP binding. The transcript is spliced from 6 exons. Gene Ontology annotation, biological process: protein phosphorylation.
UCAAAAAAAUUGAAAAAGAAAAGGCUGUAAACACAAAAAGGCGAAUGUUAUUAAAAGAAACUGAACAUUUACAAUCUGCUCUAAGGAUCAGAAUAAGUAGAAAGGAAGUACUACAAGACAAUGAACAAGAGAUUGAGAAACUACGGGAAAGUAUAUCAUCUAUUUGUGUACAGCUGCUUGAAAUAGAACCUUCUUACAUAAAAUCCACACAGACAGUGCUAUCAUCCAAUGGAUCUAUCUGUGAAGCUCAAGAUGAUUAUAAUGACCCAGUUAUUUCAUUCAAAAAAGGUAAACUACUUCAGUUAAGUACAAAUGGACAUGAGGUACAAUCACUGGAGACUGGACAGAAGAGUGCUGUUCCAAUGAAAUACAUUGGAUACUCAAGAGUAGAAUUACUUAACUUGUUUCAGUUUGCAGUGACAAAGGAAGGAUUAUCCCUCCUACCUGUUAUCUUUGAUGAUGAUAAAAAAGUGGAACAUUUUAUACUAAAAAUUACGAAUGAUUUUACUAUACUACAAUCAUUGAGGGAACUGAUCACAAUGGAUAAAUUAUUUAUGGCUAGUUAUAAUUUUGAAGGACUAAACCCACAUAACUUAACUCUAAAGAAAGGAGAAAUACUUAAAGUUGCUAUAUAUAAAGAUGAUGGAUGGUGGUAUAUGCAUUCACUUGAUACAAACAAAGAAGGAUAUGUAUCAAUUAAUUAUAUAUUACCAAUUGAAGGAAAAUACUCACCAAUGUACUACAAGUACAUCUACUAUCAUACAGUGAGUCGUCGUGAAGCAGAGGAGAGACUGAAUCAAGCAGACACUCAAGCAGGUACUUUUCUAAUUAGAGAUAGUGAGAGCAAACCUGGACAGCAUUAUUCACUCUCAGUUAAUAAUGGAGUUACUAUCAAGCACUAUCGCAUAUACACUGAGUUUAAUAAGUAUUACAUAAAUCCUCAUGUCCAGUUUGACUCACUCAAUGACCUGGUACACCACUACAUGAUUGAAGCAGAUGGUCUGACCUGCUCACUAACAGUUCCUAUACCCAAACAAGCAAACAUACCCAUUGCAAUGAAUAAAGAGUUAGAAAUUAAUAAAUCACAAAUCAAGUUUUCACAAUGCAUAAAUGCUGGAUGGUUUGGAGAGACAUGGAAGGGUGAUUGUAAAGGUAAAGGGCCAGUUACCAUUAAGACAAAUAUAGCAACAGAUAUCACACAAAAAACAUUUCUUGAUGAGACGAAUAUUUUGGUAAAAUUCUACCAUAAGAACAUCAUCAGUCUAUAUGGUGCUUGUACUGAAAGCUAUCCUUUUUAUAUUGUAACAGAGCCAAUGAAUGAAAACCUCAAAGAUUACCUGAUUUCAAACAACACUAUGCCAGCAAAUUUGGUAGAUAUCGCUAUUCAAGCUACUGAUGGUAUGAUUUAUCUAGGAGAACAAGAUUACAUUCAUUGUGAUCUAAGAGCAGAGAAUAUACUAUUAGGAGAUCAUAACAUUGUCAAGAUAGCAAACUUUGAUCUUGCUCAACACCUCAAUGGCAAAAAAUACCAGAUUCUUAAGGAAAGUACUAAGGUAGCUAUAAAAUGGACAGCACCUGAAGGAUAUACUUUAAGCCGACUGAGCAUUAAAUCUGAUGUUUGGUCAUUUGGUAUAUUACUAUGGGAACUGGCUACCAAAGGAAAGGAACCAUAUCCUGGUAUGACUGAUGAAGAAGUAAAGGAGGCAGUAUCAUCAAAAGGUUAUCAUAUGCCCAUACCCCAAAAUUGUCCUAAACCAUUUAAACAACUUAUGCCAAACUGCUGGAAAAUUUAUGAAAAUGAAAGGCCAAAUUUUAGAGAUAUUUUAGUUGUACUUGUCAAGCAUAGUAGAUAUGCAUUCAUAUAAAUGUAUUUUUG